Messenger RNA from Pelobates fuscus (common spadefoot toad), 1373 nucleotides. RefSeq names its product ring finger protein 126 (gene RNF126). Bases 58 to 993 code for a protein of 311 amino acids. Gene Ontology annotation, cellular component: cytoplasm. Gene Ontology annotation, molecular function: ubiquitin protein ligase activity. The record is from RefSeq and is a predicted model, not a curated record. The transcript is spliced from 9 exons. NCBI's taxonomy places the organism in Eukaryota, Metazoa, Chordata, Amphibia, Anura, Pelobatidae. Gene Ontology annotation, biological process: protein ubiquitination.
CUUCACGCUGUCGCAGCGUGUUGACGUCAGCGAGCGUCAUCUCCCGGGUAGCGGAAAAUGGCGGAGGCUCUACAGGAACCCGGGCGGUACUUCUGUCACAACUGCUCGGCUGAGAUCAGCCCCCGGUUCCCGGAAUACACGUGCCCUCGGUGCGAGUCAGGAUUCAUUGAGGAGCUCCCUGAACCAAGGCACACGAACUCAGAGAAUAAUACCAGCUCCACUGGAACAGAACAAAACAGAGAUCCUUUUGAGGGUCUAGAAUCCACACGGUUCACUUUGCCAUCCGGUUAUGGCCAAGUUACAUUUGGAAUUUUCAAUGAAGGCCUCGACUUCCCUAUCUUUAGCUCAACUGCUCAAACCGAGGAGACUCGUGAAGGGGAGAGCAGGAGAGAGCAACAAUCACGACAAAGAUAUAGUGCUAGACAGCCACGUGCUAGGCUGAGCACAAGGCGAACUGCAGGGAGGCAUGAAGGUGUGCCUACGCUGGAGGGGAUCAUUCAGCAGCUGGUGAAUGGGAUUAUCGCACCCACAGCUAUGCCAAACUUGGGACUGGGACCAUGGGGUGUCCUGCAUUCCAAUCCUAUGGAUUAUGCAUGGGGAGCAAAUGGCCUGGAUACCAUAAUCACACAAUUACUUAACCAAUUUGAAAACACGGGACCUCCUCCUGCUGAUAAUGAGAAAAUCCAGGCUCUCCCUACAAUCCAGAUAACAGGGGAGCAUGUUGGUUCCAGCCUGGAAUGUCCUGUUUGUAAAGAGGAUUAUACAAUUGGUGAAAAUGUGCGACAACUACCAUGCAAUCACUUAUUUCAUAAUGACUGCAUUAUUCCUUGGUUAGAACAGCAUGAUACUUGUCCUGUAUGCCGGAAAAGUCUGAGUGGCCAGAAUACAGCAACAAACCCUCCUGGACUGACUGACAUGAAUUUCUCCUCUUCUUCAACCUCCUCCUCUUCUUCAACCUCUCCCAUUGAUGAUAAUGCUGCCAACGAUUCCUGAGUUUCUGAUUCCUGAGUUGAGGAGCAAUCACAGGUCACAUUGCCUAUGCUGCACUGGUGCCUCUUAAAUCAGAGCUGGUAUGAGGUCUUUCUUCAAGAGAUCUACAGCCCCUAACUGCAAAGUGAGGAAUUUUUUUCUUUGCCUCCUGCUCAUUUGGGUAGCAGUUCGGAACCAAACUUGCUCAUUCACUCAAACAGUGUGGCUACUUCAAUGAGCAAAGAGAUUGAUUGGGUGUGGUUAUAUUAUUUUAUUAUUUUUAAGAGUUUAAGAUGGCCCCAGUUUUAAAAGGGGAGAUUUGGUGACUCCUUUUACUUUAUUUUAAAUUCUUUUUCUUUUUAUGGUUUGACAUUUUUAAUCUCUAAAUUAAAUGAUUGAUUCCA